CACACCCAGCGCAUCUAUAGUGCUGCUGCCGCAGUGGAGCGGUGCGGGUGCAGCAGUGGUGCGCUCCUCCUCCUCCAGCUCCUCGGUGUGGUCCGUGUUCAGCUCUCUGCUCUUCCCUCUGCUGGCCGUCUGGAGGUUCAUCAGUGCUCUGCUGUUCAGCCCUACACAGACACACACUCCUGCUGCAGGAACACACACCAGAGCAUUCCCCCCCGCAGCCACCGGCUCCAGCACAGACCCACAGAGGGAUGCGGUCCGCAAGCGUGUGCUGGAGAAGAGACCCGAGUUCAAGAAAGAUGGUAAGAUCUACCGCCUGCGCACGCCAGAAGACAGCGAGGACGACAACAACACGUGGAACGGGAACUCCACACAGCAGAUGUAGAGCAGUGUGUGUGUGUGUGUGUGUGCGUGUGUGUGUUCUCCGUCCCCCUUCUGCAUGCGUCGCUCUAAUAUAAACAGGGUGUGAGCAUGGCUUGGCGGACUGCAGAGUGUGUGUGUGUGUGUGUGUGUGUGUGUGUGUGUCAGCGGAGCGCAGACGCAUCUUUAACUGUAGAAUCCCAGCAGAUGAUGAGUCCAGCGUCGCCGCCGUCUGACCUGCUCCACCAGAGCCUGAUUCUCUGAUAGGAAACUGCUCAUCUGCGCGCUCGGCUUCCUGUUCUGCUCAUCAGGUCCUGUUUUCUAACUCCUAUUAAAAUAUUUUGGGUUCCUUUCACUUCUGUACUGCAUUAUUGACUCCUAGAGAGUGUUUGUGUGUGUGCGUGUGUGUGUGAGUGUGUGUUUUUAAAUUAUGCAUCACAUAUCAGCUUAGUGUGAGAAAUGAUUCAACAGCAGAAUCAACACGAGACUCAGCACCACAGAUCAGACUUCACAUACAUACAUCAGUAGGAAACUAGAUUUUGACAUGUAAUGCACACAUCAGCAGUGUGUGUGUGUGUGUGUGUGUGUGUGUGUGUGCGUCUGAGCGCUGUAUUUCUGCAUUUAACUUUGUGUGUUGUCGUGUAAAGUGAAAACUCUCUCCUGUAUCUGACGGUUUCCUACAGUUGGCAGAUGUGCAUUACAGAUUUAAGUUGUUCCACUGAUUAUGAAUGUCAUAUUGAGAUUAAACUGAGCGCUCCCGCAGCAGUGCUGGCAGAAAUGAU
This is a messenger RNA of Danio rerio (zebrafish), 1139 nucleotides long. RefSeq names its product UBX domain protein 4 (gene ubxn4). Gene Ontology annotation, cellular component: endoplasmic reticulum membrane. The record is from RefSeq and is marked validated. Lineage: Eukaryota; Metazoa; Chordata; Actinopteri; Cypriniformes; Danionidae.